Molecule: messenger RNA, 944 nt
Organism: Rhagoletis zephyria (snowberry fruit fly)
Lineage: Eukaryota; Metazoa; Arthropoda; Insecta; Diptera; Tephritidae
Product: serine/threonine-protein kinase RIO3-like
Source: RefSeq, a predicted model, not a curated record
CCAUCGAUACUAUCGAUAGUGCCAUCGAUAGUUUUCCAGCUCUGUUUCACAAAUUUUAAUUGUAUUAAAUAAGUUCCAAUUUAACUUGUGGAAAAAAGGUUGUUUUAGUUAGAGUCGAAAAUAAAAUGGAAUCGGAAAUAACAAAUGCUUGGGGACAAACUUCUAAAAAUUCAAUUGAAACUAGUUUCUCUGAGAUAAUGUCCGAAGAAUACGCACAACGCUUACAUAACCGAGAAAUAAAGUGUUUUGAAGAGCGCUUGGUUAAACAAGCACAGCGUGAAUCUACGGAUACCCAACUGACAAGAUUAAGUACAGCUGUAGAUAAACAGCCAUUGCCUGAACAACAUUUAAAAAGAACUUUCGAGUGCGAUUCUGACGCUGUAAUCGCUCAAAUGCUUCAGUCACAGUUUGAUCACCAGUAUAAUGAGGAGCUACGACGCGUAGAGCACCGACGCAACAAAGAGAGUAAAGUUACGGUAACAUUGGAUAAGUUCCGUCGCAACGGUGACUUAGAAUUUUUGAAUGGUGCAGACAAUUCGUUUGAAGCUCAGGAUGAAAAAAACCAACAUAAACGAGACUGGGAUCGUUUUGAGACAAAUGAAAAACUAUUGGAAGCAAUACCUAAAUGCGGAUUUAAGGUAUAUAAAGAAGGUGAAAUCAUAACGAAGCAUGAUCUGCAGUUGUGUGGAAUUCGCAAUGCUUGCCGAGUGAUGUCUUUCCCUCCUGAGUUUCCUACUGGAGAUGGCGCCGGCUUCGACAUGAAGCUUUCAAAUAAAGUAAGAGACAUUUGAGAUUUCCAAUAAUGGACCAUUACCUAUUUCAGUAUUCUCACUUUUUCAUAAUAUAUUAUAUACAUAUAUUAUAUACAAAAUUUACACUCAAUACACGUAUACGCAAGUAGAGUAUGCACAAUCAAAUACAUAAAUAUUUUAAGUUUAUUACAG